AUGAAUUUUGCUGGAAAUUUUAACGAUUCGAUGCCACAGUCACAAAUGACUCCUGGAAAAAGAGUAGUGGGAAAUAACGUUGACUCUGUGGUGGAGCAGUCAAACGACUCGGCCAAGAAACUCAAAAGUUCGUAUAGGGUAGGUUUGCUUCUCCGUUGAAUAUGUAUUUUGUACGCAUAUCUGUUUGCUUGAAGUUAUUAUUUUCUUUUCAGGACAAAAACCAAACAUUAAACCCAGCAGAAGGUAGUUUUGAACAGCAAAAUUAUAACUCAGGUACGCGUGUUUUAUAUAGCCUUAUUUUUUUUCUAGUUUAUCAGGGCUUUUUUUAUUAAUAUUUCAUGACACAGGCUGAGGCACUUUCUAAACACAACAUGUCGGAAAUUCGUUGGGUGGGGAGGAGGCAAAAACUGGCUAAUUGUCCGAAAUUUUGACCUGAAAAGACUAAAUGAGGACUUGAAUAAGGUUUAUUGUAAUAACUUAUUUCCUCCUUUUCUAAAUUGUAUAGUGUUAAAGGAACUAAACUUUUACUGUUUGAGAAAACUUUAGAUUUUGCUGUUUUCAAAUACGAUACAUGGUACCCCCAUCUAGACACUCCUAAAACAACGAAAUUCAGUAUAAAUUGUAAGGGAAGCCUCACAUAUCGAUUUUGUCCACGAGACUAAACGUCAUAUGUUCGUUUGGGGAUGCCCCCCCCCCCACCCAUUGCAGCUGUGAAGUUUCUCUGUAAAACAACGUGGAAAAAUUCGAUAGUUUUUUCGGAAUCAUCUUUGCAGAAUAUAAAAAAGAAAACAACUUGAUACAAACACCAGUCUAUACAUUCGUAAUACCAUACGAAAUUUCGGCACACUCCGUUGACUUUGUCAGCUUCGUGCCAGCCGCGUAGAUGAAAACAAUCAAUUGAUAAGGACUGCAUGGAACUGACGUCCCAUGGAACUGACGAAUUCAAUUUCUGACAUCUCACUUUUUGAACUCGAGUUCUCGCUCGAGACAUAUAUGCAUGGCCAUGGAGCUCACUUCUAUUGACUAGUAAAAUCAAAGUGCUCGCCCCAUGCAUUUACCAUCUGGUUUUCAGUCAAAAUAGUGGUCAACAGGUCCGGCCCUCCCGGCCUCCCCAGGGCACUGCAGCCAAGAAAAUCAAAGUCCGUCCCUUGGGACAUGCAAGCCCGUCAUUAUCAUAUGGGUCCUCAUACUCCCGUAUGGGUUCUGUGACCUAAGCAGAUUUUGAGGGGUACAGUGUCAGUUUGUAUGGAAAUCCCACAUACCACAUCAAUUUCAAAAUUUAAAGAAAAUCUGCUGUUAUGGACCUUGGAUGGACCCCUUCCCCGCAUGGAGUGUAUAAAUGCAUCCACGAAAACAUUAAGAUAUUCACCCAAGUUUUUCUAACUACAAGAGAUAAUCAGCAUUAUUAUUGUUAUUGUUAUUGUUAUGGCGAUGAAAGUAAAUGAACAAGCAUAAAACGCAGGAAAUAUUACGACACAAAACUAGUAAAUCCAAUUACUAAGACUGUAUAUUAAGACAUGGAGAACAAAAAAGAACUUUUCGCCGUGGUCCUGGAUACUUUCCUGCUUUUUUAAAACACAUAAGUCUGUGACGUUAUAGACAGGACGUAAAAGCACCUUAAAUACCGUUCAAAACACAACGUAAACGACGUUGAUCCUAUAGACUAAACUGGGAGCAAAAAUCCCUACUCAUAUGCAGACCCUAAUUACCAAACCAUAUCAUUACGUCGACGUCGUGCUGUGUUUGCCAAAGCUGCCCAAUACCAGGCGCCUUUGCAAGUCUUUCCACGACGUCAUAAUUUUGAAACAACAAAAACAAUGCUACAUGAGAGUGCCCUUUGACUCACAAAUGGGCGUUCAGGAACCCCAAUGAUGGUUCAGGAACCCCAACCUAAAUGAGUACCCCUUGCGAAGCGAUGGUCCUCCUUAUCCCAUGUAUGUUUGUUGGUAGAGUUGGUCGUGUGUACCGUAUUUCAAUAUACUUCACCCAUGUAUACCGUAUAUCAAAACAUAUACCAGCUCUGGUCCCAGACUGACAAUAUGUAAAUCAAUCAGAGUAGUACAAUUUGUAAAUCAAUCAGAGUCACUAUCUUGAUCACUUUCCGAGGAGGCAAAAUGAUGUCUCAAAGAAACUACAUGUGCAGACAACAUAAAACUUUAGACUGCAGAAAAUAGCACAAGCAUUUCUCCAGGGGGUGAGUAGUGACCAAUCCCUAAGCUCGCCGGCGCGCUUUUCUGUAUUCACCUUCAAGUCUCCGUAUUUCGUUGUAGCUAUCUCAUGUAGCUUCAUGUAUACUGUAUUUAGGUGGCUUGUCCUUACGUAACGUUACCAUAAUGAUUCGGAGUCACAGUGGGAAUUGUAUAAAACACUACGUAAUGAAGUAAAUAUAAACAUGCGGAAAGCAAAAUCUAAGUACUUUUGUGAUAAAAUUCAGGCAAGCUCUCAAAUGGGAGACAGUAAAAGCGGAUAUCCGGGCUUGGAUAAAUUCGCUCUUAGGAAGAAAGCAUAAGAAUGCAAAUAUUAAUGAACUGAAAGUAAAUGAUGAUAUUAUUUCUGAUGAUAAAUCUAUUACUGAAACAUUAAAUGAAUAUUUUAUAAAUAUUGGAAUGAAGAUGGCUGCUGAAUCAGCAUGUCAAAGCACUGAUGCUUUAAAUGAUCAAGUAAUUUAUGAAAGUACUGUGCUUCUUCCUAAAGAAAAUUUUCACUUCGCAGAUAUUACUAUAGAUAGUGUUUCCAAACGCCUACAAAAACUAAAUGUCUCAAAAGCGACAGGUAUGGAUGGAAUACCUGCGAAUAUUUUAAAACUGACAUCAACCCUUAUUGCUCCAUCUAUGACUUUUAUAUUUAACCUAUCGAUUAGAACUGGUAUUUAUAUAGAUGAGUGGAAAUUAGCUAGAUCUCGAGUUAUACCAAUUUACAAAUCUGAGGAUAAGCGUAAAUGCGAAAAUUAUAGACCAAUUUCAAUUCUUCCCAUAAUAAGUAAAAUAUUUGAAGGGGAAGUUUUUACUCAAAUAUAUAGCUUUUUGAAUAAACAUGCGCUUCUGUCUAAAUUUCAAUCCGGGUUUAGACCAAAACAUGGAACCUUAGGUGCUCUUAUACAAAUGUGUGAUCAAUGGCUACAAGACAUGGAUGAAGGCAAAAUAAAUGGAGUUGUUUUUCUUGAUAUAUGUAAAGCAUUUGACUCGGUGAAUCACGAGAUAUUAUUGGAGAAGCUUAAAACCCAGUUUGGAAUUCACGACAUUGAAUUAAAAUAGUUUCAAUCAUACUUAAGGAAUAGAAAGCAAGUGUGUUCUGUUAAUGAUCAAACUUCUUCUGCAAGAACAAUAAUAUGCGGAAUUCCGCAAGGAUCCAUACUUGGUCCAUUAUUGUUUUUGCUAUAUAUUAAUGAUAUGCCUGACAUUUUAGAAAGGACAACCCCAUGUCUUUAUGCCGACGACACUCAGAUAUCUUCCUCUUCGCAUGAUUACGAUACAUUUGAUUGACAAUUUGAAUAUGGACCUUUCCAGUAUUCAUAAAUGGCUUGCUAAAAACAAACUAAAAUAUCAUAGGAAAAAAAACAAAAGUCAUGUUUAUUGGAUCUACGCAUAAUCUAAAUAAUAAAAUAGGAAAUAGACCCGUUGAGAUUAACAAAAUCCCAGUCCCACAAACCAAUACAUUUCAAUGUCUAGAUGUAAAUCUAGAUGAAAAAUUAAGUUGGGAGAAACAUAUUGAUUCUGUAUGCCAUAAGAUUAGCGCUGGAAUAGGAGCAAUUAAAAGAAUAAAACCUUAUGUUCCACACAAAACCUUACAUGAUGUCUACAAAACAUUAAUUCAGCCUCAUUUUGAUUACUGUUCUCCCCUGUGGGAUAACUGUGGUUUGGGACUUCAAGACAAAUUGCAAAAAUUCCAAAAUCGAGCAGCAAGGGUGAUUACCGGAGCUGACUACGAUGUAAGAUCGUCUGAAGUCCUAAACAAAUUAGGCUGGGGGACCCUGGCUAGGAGACGAGAACAAAACAAGCUAGUAUUGAUGUAUAAAGUCUUGGGGAACCACACUGCGCCAAACCUUAAAGAUCUUUUUUCUCGGAGAAAUGCAUCGCAGAAUAUUUAUGACUUACGCAAUAGCGAAACUGAUCUUUCGUUAAAAAAACCGAAAACGGAAUUUCUAAAGAAAACAUUUGGAUACAGUGGAGCACUUCUAUGGAAUAGUCUCCCGCAAGAUGUCAAGGCGGCUGAGUCAAUUACGUCAUUUAAAACAAUGGCUAAAUUGCAUUUAAGCAGAUGAUAAGCUAAUUUCUCCAGGACCAAAUGAUGGGAGGACAAUAUAGAUUGUGGGCGGGAGGGGGGUUAGUUUUGCGUGAGGGUGGGUGGGUACUUGUUUAGGGGGCAGAGGUUUGGGAGGAAGAUGAUAAAAUUUUAGGGUGGGAUUCUUACAUAUUUUGUUCUAUAUAUAGUUAACAUUUAGCUCUUUGUGUGUAUACGCCCUUCGUGGAAACCAGUUGUAAAUAAUUGUCGAAGUUAGCGUAUUGAAAUAAAGUUUUACAUACAUACAUACCGUAUUUACUCGUUUGAGCGCCGCGGCGCUCUUUACAGUUUCAGAGCUUCAGAUGCGGCGCUCAUUCGGGGACGGCGCUCAAUCGGGGGCGGCACUGUUUAAAAAAAUAUUUUAUUUGUGAAUUAUAACAAGAACUUUUAACCGAAUAAAAUAAACUAGUUUUAAAUGUCUUUGUCAAUAAAUGUCCCCCAUUUUGACGGCGGAAAGUUUUUGCACUGUUUACAAGUUCACAAAAUAUCAAUGUCACUGUCUCUUCAUGAUCCGAGUCCAACUGCUGCAUCAUAACCAUUGUUGGAUAUGCCUCUUCGACAUAAGAAGACGUAAAUUCGUCGCAAUUGAAAGGGAUUCGAUUAAGUGCCGCAUUUGAAAAUAAUUAGUACGGUGCGCAUUUCGGGGCGGCGCUCAAUCGAGUAAAUACGGUAUACGUAUACCAUAUUUCGGUAUGACAGAAAGAUGACUUUGAAAUAAAGUCGAAAAUUUACAGUCUCAAACUGCGUCUUGUUUUGAAUUAUAUAUUGAAUUCUCAAGAUGUCCUGUAUUUUCGGAAUUUGCUUUUUACUUUAUUUUUUUAAAUUGUCGGCUGGUCAUGGUUUUUGGACUAAUCUCCGAAGCACCGACUCUGAUUUGCAUAAUAUUUCGGUAUGUUGUACGUUUUCAUGUAUAUCGUCUGUAUACAUACACAGUACUUGGCCUCAGUGACGCAGGGAUGCAGAGUGAAUCUUUAAUUUUGGCAACAUAUAAUUUAAAAAACAAACAAACAGAAAAACCUCUAUAUUUGGAACACCCAUUUUUUGCACCCCGAGAAUGACGUAACACUGCUUAACAUGAACGAGAGUUUGGAACGCCCCUCUUUGACGUCCUUGUCAAAAUGGGUCCGCCUAUACAGUUUAACGGCAAAUUACAUGUUACCCGCUCUGCCACCUGUCUCAGCUGUCCUGGUCAUUAUUCCUUAGAUAGAUGUCAUUCGGGAAACUCGUCUUAGACGGGAAACUCGUCUUAGACGGGAAACUCGUCUCAGACGGAAAACUCGUCUAAUAAGAAUCCGGGGGCAGACGAGUUUCCCGUCCGAACUUUUCCGUCUAACUUACCCGUCCAAACAGACGGGAAAGUUAGACGGGAAUCCCAUCUACACGGGAAACUCGUCUUAAGUUCGAAUUUAUCCGUCCCUAAAUUCAUAUUCAGACCGGUUUUGACAGACGAGUUUCCCGUCUAUAAGACGAGUUUCCCGUCCCUAAUAUGAAUUCGCUAUUAUUCAUUAAUAAGUAAUCAAUCACUCCAGUCUUAUAAGUCAUAUACUUAUUAUCUAUCUGAGUCGCCUAAGGAAAAGCUUUCUUUUUUAUAGAAAACUUCAUGGGAUCUGCUUGUAAGACAGGAAAUAAUUCAAUGUCAGAUAGAAACAGUGCGCCAAAAAUGGAUGAAACUCUGCGAAGUAUGUUCUUCAUUUUAUUUUGCAUAUAAAUUAUUUCCACUGCAGAAAUCUGAAAUAAAUUAUUUUUCUCAGUCACGAUCUCUCAGUCGACAAUCGUUUCUAAAUAUCGAAAGAAAACUCAAUUAGCCAUUUCCCAACGUCCUGGGUCUAGUCACGCGAAUCCCUUGUUGGAGGGACAAGAAAGUAUGGCAGCACAUUUAAAUUUUAAAAAUGUUUAAUGUAAAAAGGAGAUAUUUCAUUUUUGGUGUAAAAAGUUGAUAUUUGAUAGUAGAUACUUCUACUCUUUCACAUAUUUGACGCCUGUCUCCAUAUAUUUUGUCCCUCCAAACUGACCAAACGAUCCCAGAAUGCACUGUGAUCUCUUUUGGGCCUGGAAGGCUAAUUAUAUUUUUUUAUCAAACAGUAGCUACUCGGCUCAAUUUCAAUAAUACAAUAUAUUUCAAUAUAAAUUUAAUUAUGUUAAAACAUUUAACUCGGGCGAUGAAGCAAACUUUUGGUAUCUGGAAUUCUUUCUCUUUUUGUUUGUGGAAUAUGCAACUGAUAUUUUGCUUACUGCUCAAGGACAAGGGAAUGCGGAAACGUGAUUUGGAAAUAAAUCUGGAAUUUUCGAUUUAAUUUAAAUAACUUAAUACCUAUUUUUUAUGCAUUUUUCCAACGUCAAUUCAGUUUGCGGUUUUGCCAAAUUACUCUUGUCUUGGGAUGUGGAAUUUUCAAAGUUCAUAAAAAAUUCCGCCUCAUCCCACUUAACGUUCAACCUUAAUUUAUAUCUAACGUAUAACAUACUACUGAAGGACAAUUUCAUUUUAAUAGGGACAUUAAUAAGAUUCACGUUUACGGCAAACCCGGUCGCUAACUGAGUAACUGCAGUAAACGGCAACCUCCACACGUUUUCCGCGGCUAAAGCCAGUUUUUCACUUCAAUCGGAUCGUACCGAAACGUAGGGUAUUUAUUUGUUUCCUGAGCGGUAGUGUGGAACGAAUGACUUCGACACAACUAGAAAAUGCUACAGUAUACGUUACGAUACGGUUGGCUUUUAAGCCAGUUUUCCACUUCAAUCGUAUCGUAGCGAAGCGUAUUUCUUUGUUUCCUGAGCACUAGAGUGGAACUAAUGACUUCGACACAAAAGAAAAUGCUACGGUACGUUAUACGUUACGAUUGAAGUGGAAAACCGGCUUUAAAGCCGGUUUUCCACUUCAACCGUAUCGUAGCGAAGCGUAUUUCUUUGUUUCCUGACCACUAUAGAGUGGAACUAAUGACUUCGACACAAAAGAAAAUGCUACGAUACGCUACGAUACGAUACGGUUGAAGUGGAAAGCCGGCUUAAAAGUCAACUAAUGUACAGGGUGUAUCAAAAAAAUGUACACACUUUCAAAUUCAAAUUAACCGUAAUCUAUUGUAGUAAUUUGACAGUCGUAUGAUUUCUCGAAUUAAUGAAUGCAUGAAAACACAAGGUCUUCUGCACAUGGGAAUUUAGGGUAACUUCUAGUAUUUGUAUGAACAAAUACACAACUCAAAGAGAAAUGUUUAAUUUAAGCAUUAUUCAAGUCUGCAUAAGAUAUAAUAAAAUGGGGCAGCUUACUGCAGAGCAACGACUCUUAAUGGCUAAUUUGAAUUUGAAAGGGUGUACAAUUUUUGAUACACCCUGUACGUUUCAAUCAUUAAUGUACAAAUUGUUCUAACGGCUUACCAUUGUCCUCACAUUAAUUGAUUUGAAGUAUGCCACUGGACGAUAACGGAUUAAGGUCUUGAAUACGUGAAUCUUAAGGUCUUGCUAAAUAUUUGCUUGAGGGAUUACAAGAUCGAGCCAGAUACUGAAACAUGACAAGACUCUUCACUGCUGGGCCGUUCGAAACGUCGAAAUUCUUUUAUGCUCUAAUGCCAAGUAUAUAUACUGCUCGAAUCACUCACACUGCAUGGAACUGUGACACAUUCAUGACCCAGAUUUUAUCUAAAGCCGGUUACAUGUACAGACGAGCAAGUUUUCUCAGUUGACGAGUUUUCAUAUGACAAGUUUUAUAGUUGGCUCGCCUGUAUAGGCAACUUUGCCAAUUUGUAAUUUUGUACCAUGACAAAUACACUUUUUCAAGAUAGUAUGCUAGCUAGUUUGCUGGCUUUUGUGCAAGUCAGUCAUCAGUGCACUUGUCAUAGAAAAAAUUGGCAAAUGGCAAAGUACAAAUCUUGUUCGUCUGUGCGGGUCAACAAAGAAAAUUUGCCAAAAUAAUUUGAGCAUUUGCAUGCAGCGGUUGGUCAGUGACCUAGUAUUGUUGUAGUAGAAUAUAAUAGCUAUCGUGGCGGUCAGAAAAUCCAAAACUUGUCAUAGAAAAUUUUUUGUACGUACACAAGUGCAAUAGAAACCGUUGCCCGUCUGCCAAACCAAUAUGUAGGACUUGUAUGGAAUUCAUGUGUAUGUAUCUUUUGUCAGUUUUGGGGUUUAUUUUUACAAUUUUAGAACUUGGGCACGAUGCUAAAAUGUCAGUGGUGAAAUGGAUGCCACUUUUUGGGUGAGUUCAAAUGCCGUUAUUGAAAUUACGCUGGUCUCGGCUGUACACAGGCUACGCUGGUCUUCCCUCUUGGGAGAUGAUUAUUGGGACACACAAAAAAUUGUCAACAAUUGUAACAAUGCUAAUUAGAACUAAUCUGCUAGAUUUUGUGAUACUUCCUACCAUGGCCAGAGUCUUUUUACGUUACAUAUACUGGUUAAUGAUUAUGAAACUUUGUAGCUAUCUUCAAGUAUAUUAAUAUUGGAACAAUGUUUUGAAAGAAGGAUUUUCGAUGAUCGAUCUCAAAAUUUAUGACGCAUCUAUCUUUUUAUAGUGAAAGUGAAGAGUUUGAAGCAUGCUGUGCAGCCAGACUGGACGAGAUCUUAAAACAGGCACUUGAUUUGGAACAAAACCUGAUUGAGCAAAAGGAAUGUUUGAGAGCAAGGAUGAAAGCGGUUUCCAGAACAUUAAUGGCGUCAUAUUAA
This is a messenger RNA of Paramuricea clavata, 8925 nucleotides long. Lineage: Eukaryota; Metazoa; Cnidaria; Anthozoa; Malacalcyonacea; Plexauridae. The record is from the annotation of a GenBank genome assembly.